AUGGAGACAAGCUACUCCCUUACCAAUAUCGAUGAAACUGAGAAGUUUUGUAACGACAACGGAAUUGAGUUCUCGUGUGUUAGACACCCACCAGUUCCAACUGUAGAGACAAUGAUUGAAGAAGUGAAGUUUCCCGAUAAAGAAGUUGUACUUGCAAAGAAUCUUUUCUUGAAAGAUAAAAAGAAGAAGACUCUUUACCUUCUAGUAGCCAAGCACGACACUGUUGUUGAUUUUAAGGCUCUCGCUAAGUUCCUCAAGACUGGCUCAAGCAAUAUCAGAGGAGGGGAUUCUGAUAAAUUGGAAGAAAUCCUAAAAGUCAAAGGAGGAUCUAUCAAUUUAUUCUGCAUCCUGAAUGAUAAUGAAAAGAAGGUCCAACUCCUGGUUGAUAAGUCUCUAUAUGGGCAAGAGUGGCUAGGAAUCCACCCAAUGCAAAACGAUGCUACCUUUGCAAUCUCAGGUGCUGAUAUGGAGAAAGUUAUUACACUCUCAAAUCAUGAGCCUCAGGUUAUUAAUUUUUCAGAACUUGUCGUGUUAUCUGAUACACCAAAAUAUAAACAACAGAAGAAGGAAAAGAAGCCUAAGAAAGAAAAGAAAGCUAAAGAUGAAGACCUACAUGAGCUAGGCAUCACCAUCUCAAGGGAGGAUGACUUCUCCCUUUGGUAUUCUCAGGUUAUCACUAAGAGUGAGAUGAUAGAGUACUAUGACGUGUCUGGCUGCUAUAUUCUGAGACCAUGGAGUUAUGGCAUUUGGGAAAGAGUCCAAAGAUUCCUUGAUGGCUUAUUCAAACAAUCUGGAGUGGAAAACUCAUAUUUCCCAAUCUUUGUAACUGAGAAAGCAUUGACUAAAGAAGAAGAUCAUCUUGAAGGGUUUGCUCCAGAAGUAGCAUGGGUUACCAAAAGUGGAAAGACUGAUAUGAAGGAGCCCAUUGCCAUCAGACCUACAAGUGAAACUAUUAUGUAUCCAGCUUUUGCUAAAUGGGUUCAGUCUCAUAGAGAUUUGCCAAUUCUUUUGAACCAAUGGACUAAUAUUGUAAGAUGGGAGUUCAAACAUCCAACUCCAUUUAUCAGAACAAGAGAAUUCUUGUGGCAAGAAGGACAUACUGCUCAUGCUACAAAAGAUGAAGCUACUAAAUUUGUUUAUGAAAUACUUGAAUGCUAUGCCAAAACAUAUGAAGAAAUGUAUUCUGUUCCAGUUAUCAGAGGAAUCAAGAGUAGAGGAGAGACUUUUGCUGGAGCCGAUUUUACUUCAACUGUUGAACUUUUCGUCCCAUCAAAUGGAAGAGGAAUCCAAGGAGCUACUUCCCACUAUUUAGGACAGAACUUCUCAAAAAUGUUUGAUCUCUGGUUUGAAAAUGAAGACAAAAAGAAGGACUUUGCUCACCAAACAUCUUGGGGAUUCACUACUAGAUCCAUCGGAGCUAUGAUUAUGAUCCAUGGAGACAACAAAGGACUUGUAUUGCCUCCAAAGGUAGCCCAAGUUCAAGUUGUGAUUGUGCCAAUUACUAACAAAGACAAUCAUGAUGAGAUCUUAGAAUCAGCUGAUAAAGUAUUUGCAACUCUGAAGGGAUCUGGAAUUCGAGUAAAGAUUGAUGACAGGAAGAAUUAUAAGCCAGGGUGGAAAUUUAACCACUGGGAAGUCAAAGGAGUCCCAAUCCGUCUUGAAAUUGGCAAGAAAGACAUUGAAAAUAGCGAGGUCAGAGUUGUCAGAAGAUUUGACGGCAAGAAAUUCCAACUUAGUACUGAAGGUAUCUCCCAAAGUUUGCUUGAUGAGCUAGACAAGAUUCAAGCAGGAAUGUACGACAAAGCAGUAAAAGAAAGAGAUGAUAGAAUGAAGAAUGCUGCCACUUGGGAUGAUUUCAUGUCAGAACUCAAUCAAAGAAAUCUUAUUCUCACUCCAUGGUGUGAUCAAGAAUCUUGUGAAGAUAAUGUAAAAGAGAGAUCAAAGGAAGAAUCCAAGCAAGCUGAAAAUGCAGGCGAGGAGGUACUUACUGGAAGCGCCAAGACGUUAUGCAAGCCUAUUAGCCAGCCAGAACUUGCUGAAGGCACCAAAUGCUUUGCUUGUGACUCUAAUGCUACCAGUACAGCCUUAUGGGGAAGAUCAUACUAACCAUUCCAAAUCCUGAUUUUCAA
This is a messenger RNA of Moneuplotes crassus, 2129 nucleotides long. The record is from the annotation of a GenBank genome assembly. NCBI's taxonomy places the organism in Eukaryota, Ciliophora, Spirotrichea, Euplotida, Euplotidae.